AUGGAUCUCGACACAGUCACCGUGCGCGUCGGCGAAGCAGAAUCAGCAGUGAAUAUCACCGUCUAUCGCAAUUUACUAUCCGAUGUCUCACCUUACUUUCGCGGCGCUUUCGAGGGUUCCUUCGUGGAAGCCACUGAUCGCUUCAUAUCCCUGACAGACGUCACUGAGCAUACCUUUCGUAUGUUUCUACAGUGGGUACACACCCAAGUUUAUGAGCACUCAAGUGGCGCUACGAUUCCUUCACCUGCGAUACUUCUUCACGGAUCAACAACGAAGAAUGCUGGCAACACUACCACGGGUCCUGUAGAGGUACAGCCCCCACAUCCUACGCAAAGCGUUCCAGACGCCGAGACUCUGCCAGAUGCAACAUCAGCACUUGACGAGCUGGACGGCCAUCAAAAGCGAUGGGAUGUGAACGAGAUAGAAGGGCUGUGCUCCGAAAACUCGGAAUUGAUCAACGGAUACCGCUUGUCGCUGCUUUCUUUCCUGCGUCUGUACGUCUUUGCCGACAAAUACAACGUCCCCCAGCUACGAGAUGACGUCUUGACCGCCUUGACCGCACAGUCAAUCUCAUGGUGUUGGUGGCCUGAUAUUGAGCGAGAACUGAUGGAGUCUGCAUACGCAGCUCUGCCGUCAUCAUCUAAGUUCAUUCGCCUCUUGGUCCUGUCCACAGCCUACUGUUGGCUCUCGCAGCCUGGAACCUCCAGUGCUACUAAAAUGCGUGCAAUGAAGGAGAUGAACGAGGAAUUUGCUUUCGAGGUCAUGGUUGUCCAAAAUCAGAGGCUCAAAGAUGGAGAGUCGUUGGAGGGUAUGCCGUCAGAGGGUAUGCCGUUUUGGCUGGAGGAAGCUAUGCCAGAUUCCUGCACCUUGCACGAGCACCUAGCACGAGACGCAGCGAAAUGCCGAGAACGAAUCUGCGACCAGCCGUACAUCUUCACCGGACUCAUCGAGAUGUGCGCGCAAGACGCCUUGUCCAUGGCGAAAGAGUCUGAUGAGGGGUAG
Molecule: messenger RNA, 1002 nt
Organism: Alternaria novae-zelandiae
Lineage: Eukaryota; Fungi; Ascomycota; Dothideomycetes; Pleosporales; Pleosporaceae
Exons: 1
Coding region: 1-1002 (333 amino acids)
Molecular function (GO): protein binding
Source: RefSeq, a predicted model, not a curated record